Molecule: messenger RNA, 4485 nt
Organism: Budorcas taxicolor (takin)
Lineage: Eukaryota; Metazoa; Chordata; Mammalia; Artiodactyla; Bovidae
Gene: LRRC9
Product: leucine rich repeat containing 9
Exons: 32
Coding region: 1-4485 (1494 amino acids)
Molecular function (GO): protein binding
Source: RefSeq, a predicted model, not a curated record
AUGAUUGAAUGUGAAAACAUAAACCAACACGACAUAAUUAAAGAACUGUGUUUAUGCAAUGGUUUGUCUUAUGAGAUGAUUGGACAAGAAGGAUCAGAUACUUCAAAACUGGAAAUGUUUUUCUCAGGGUAUCCUCGUAUAGUUGGAUUGUCAUUAUUUCCUAACUUAACAAGUCUCACAAUUGUUGCUCAAGAUAUAAAAGAAAUUUCAGGACUAGAAACUUGUUUACAGCUUAAAGAACUUUGGAUUGCCGAAUGCUGCAUAGAGAAAAUUGGAGGUCUUCAAGAAUGCAGAAGUUUAGAAAAGCUGUAUUUAUAUUAUAAUAAAAUUUCUAAAAUAGAAAAUUUAGAGAAAUUAUCCAGAUUGGCGGUUCUUUGGCUGAACCACAAUGCAAUUAAAUAUAUUGAGGGCUUGCAAACUUUGAAGAAUUUAAGUGAUCUCAACCUUGCUGGGAAUCUAAUAAGCAGCAUUGGUCGAUGUCUUGAUCCCAAUGAGCAAUUAGAAAGAUUAAACCUUUCUGGUAACCAAAUAUGUUCUUUCAAGGACCUUACUAACUUAACCAGGCUACGUCACUUAAAGGAUUUAUGUCUGAAUGAUCCUCAGUAUAAAACCAAUCCAGUUUGUCUGCUGUGUAAUUAUUCCACACAUGUGUUAUAUCAUUUGCCUUGCCUUCAAAGACUUGAUACAUUUGAUGUGUCACCAAAGCAGAUCAAGGAACUGGCAGAUACCACAGCAAUGAAAAAAAUAAUGUAUUACAAUAUGCGUAUAAAAACUGUUCAGAGGCAUCUUAAUGAAGAUCUUGAAAAACUGAAUGAUCGAAAAUGUAAAUUACAGAAGUUGCCAGAAGAACGAAUAAAAUUAUUCAACUUUUUGAAAAAAAAUUUGGAACGGGAACUGACUGAACUCAAAGGAUCUGGGAAAGGACACAAUGAUAGAUCCAAUAACAAUAAAGUAACUGAGCUUGAAAAAUCAAAAAUCUGUGAAACUGUCACAGAAGAACCAAGUCUUCAACAGAAAAUAGUGAUCAAACUAAAUGCCUUGAAUGAAAGGGUAACAUUCUGGAACAAAAAACUAGAUGAAAUUGAAGCAAUUUAUCGUAUUGAAGUAAAGCGAAAGAAGAAAAGUCAUAGUUUAUUAAUCCCAUUUUUGUUAAUUGAAUUGGAGACGGUGGGAAAUAUCCACUUUGAAGAAGGCACUCGAUCUGAUGACUGGUUUAAUUCCUGCUAUGAAUUAAUUCUAUCACGUUUUUGUACGUGGGACUUCAGAACAUAUGGUAUUACAGGAGUGAAAGUAAAACGUGUCAUCAAGGUUAAUAACCGUAUUCUGAGACUAAAAUUUGAAGAGAAAUUCCAAAAGUUUUUGGACAAUGAACAUAUACAUGAUUCAGAGAGCUAUCGAAAGAUGCUGGAAUGCCUUUUUUAUGUUUUUGAUCCUGAAAUUACAGUGAAGAAAAAGCAUCUGCUACAAAUACUUGAAAAAGGAUUCAAAGACAGUGAAACAAGCAAGCUGCCUCUCAGAAAAGAAGCUGUCAUUCUUGCUAAUAGCCUAAGUAUAUGUGAGUGUCCCAGACUUGAAUUACUACAGCAAAAGUACAAGGAUGAGAAGAAAAACUCUCUUGAGCAUGAGCUCUUCAGACAUGGCAUCCUCAUGAUUACAAAGGUUUUCCUUGGCCAGAGUGUUCAAGCUCGUGAUCAGGACUCCAUCAGUCAAGCCAACUACCCAAUGAUUAAUUCAGUGUUCAUUCCUCAAAAAUAUUUACUAAAUUCUAUCAUGGGACAAAGAAACUGUGAUUGCAGUGUUCGGCAGUGCAAGUGGUUUGUCUUUGAUCAUGAGCUUGUUUUGCCUGAAUACAUCGUGGAGUUUGAGUAUAUUACAGUGGUCAAGGCUCACUCUUUAUUUUCUUCAUUCAACAAUGUUAUUCUAGAAGAAAGCAAAAAAAUUUCAGAAGGAUCAGUAUUGUCUCAGGAUUUGAAAUUUGAUGAUGAAGUUAUAAAAAUGGAUCCCAGGAUCAAGCCCAGACCAAAACUUAUUAGUUUGGAUGAUAAAACGAUACUUUCCCUUGCCAAGACUAGUGUUUAUGGUCAUAUUGUGAGUCUGAAUCUACAUGGAAACAGCUUGAGUAAGUUGAGAGAUCUCUCCAAAUUAACAGGACUUCGAAAACUUAAUAUCAGCUUUAAUGAAUUUACUUGUUUAGAUGAUGUAUACCACCUGUAUAACCUUGAAUAUUUGGAUGCAAGUCAUAACCAUGUGAUAACCCUUGAAGGAUUUAGAGGUCUGAUGAAACUUAAGCACUUAGACUUGAGCUGGAAUCAAUUGAAAAAAUCUGGCGAUGAAAUAAAUAUGUUAUGCAAACAUACCACAAGCCUUCUCACUCUUGAUAUUCGACAUAAUCCAUGGCAAAAGCCAGCCACAUUAAGGCUGAGUGUUAUUGGCAGAUUAAAGACUCUUACUCAUUUAGAUGGAGUCCUCAUUUCUGAAGAAGAAGCAACAGCAGCUAUGAAAUUUAUUUCUGGAACAAAGAUUACUCAGUUCUCUCUCUUACGGCAUUCUAGUACUAAAGAAGAGAGACCACGGAUUCUCAGCAUAUGGCCUUCUGCCAAAAUUCUGACACAGACUUCAAAGUUAGGACCACAUUCACAUAUGAGUGGAAAUUGGUACUUGAAGAUAACUGCCUUAAAUUUAGAUGGGCAACAUCUUUUUGAAAUCACAAAUUUAGAAAAAUUGGAAAAUUUGAAAUGGGCUUCAUUCAGCAACAAUAAUCUCACUAAAAUGGAAGGCUUGGAAUCUUGUGUUAACUUGGAAGAGCUCACAUUAGAUGGAAACUGCAUCUCAAAGAUAGAAGGCAUUUCCAAGCUGACUAAAUUAACCCGCCUCAGCAUAAAUAAUAAUCUCCUCACUGGUUUGGAAAAGCAUACUUUUGAUAACAUGCUUCAUCUGCAUUCCCUUUCUCUUGAGAACAACAGAAUCACUUCACUGAGUGGUUUACAAAAAUCUUUUACACUAAUUGAAUUAUACGUAAGCAAUAACUAUAUUGCUCUCAAUCAGGAGAUCUACAAUUUAAAGGGUUUAUGCAACCUGGUUAUUCUAGACAUGUAUGGAAACAUUAUUGUAUGGAAUCAAGAAAACUACCGGUUGUUUGUAAUAUUUCAUCUUCCAGAACUGAAAGCUUUGGAUGGAAUCUCAAUUGAACCACCAGAGACUGAGUGUGCAAAAGAUUUGUUUGGUGGCAGACUUACUUCUGACAUGAUUGCUGAACGACAAGGACACCCAAACUUUACCCAAAUGCAAGAACUAAAUUGGACUUCAUCAUCCAUCAGAACUGUGGAUUUGAUUCCAGUUGACCAAUUUAGAAAUGUGUGUAAUGUGAAUCUACAGAACAAUAAUCUUACCUCAUUCAGUGGAUUAAUCUAUCUGCCUAAUGUGAAGGUGUUAUGCCUAAACUAUAACCAUAUUGAAUCAAUCAUACCCCGACUAAAACCUCAGACUCACUUGACCAGUAGACAACUGCUCUACCAGAAAGUGCCUUCAAGUGGCUAUGGGCAGCAAGGAACUUCAAAAAUAAACAGAGAUACAACGAGCAGUGAAAAUUUGCCUCCAAUAAUGAACAGUUUAGAAGUUCUUCAUUUGGGCUACAAUGGAAUUUGUAAUUUGAUUCAGCUACAACUUAACAGACUAAGAAACUUAAAAUUCCUUUUUCUUCAGGGAAAUGAAAUUAGUCAAAUUGAAGGACUUGACAACUUAGAAGUCCUUCAAGAAUUGGUAGUGGACCAUAACCGCAUCAGAGCGUUUAAUGAUAGUGCCUUUGCCAAACCAAGCUCUCUGUUGGCACUUCACCUGGAGGAAAACAGACUACGAGAGCUGAGCAAAUUACAACCUUUGGUAAAACUAGAGAAACUCUUCCUAGGAUAUAAUAAAAUCCAGGAUAUGGCAGAACUGGAAAAACUUGAUGGUAUCUCUUCCCUCAGAGAACUUACAGUUUAUGGCAAUCCGAUUUGUAGAAAAAUGCUACAUCGCCACGUGCUUAUAUUUCGACUGCCUAACUUACAGAUGUUAGAUGGAAUUCCUGUGAAUUCAGAUGAUAGGGCAAAAGCUGAAUUUCACUUCUCUGAACUACAAGCAAAGAAAAAUUCGUUUAUUCCUGUUACCAGCUCUCCUGUGGAUGGUGCAUCGUUUAGCCAACUGAAAGCUCCUCCCAUAAAGAUAACAAAUGUAAUUCUGCCUGGUGGAUUUAGCCAUUACUUGGGAUCUGACUUCACUUUAACUCCUGAAGUUGAAGACAAAAAAACCAAGAAUGCAGGGAUUCUAACAAAUAAUCCUCGGAGCAUCCAUGCAGAAAUAGCUUUUCGGCAACUCAGAGGGAUAAAUCUCUCUCCAUCUCUUUUAUCGCAUCAGAAUAUGGCAUCUCCAAGUGCACAGAUGUACCAGAGCAACCAGGACGAGGGAAGAAUUCCUGGCAGCCACUUUCCAAGAUCAAAUCGAAUGUAA